Manis pentadactyla (Chinese pangolin) is the source of this 2503-nucleotide messenger RNA. RefSeq names its product growth arrest specific 2 like 1 (gene GAS2L1). The coding region runs from base 164 to 2203 and encodes 679 amino acids. Gene Ontology annotation, molecular function: microtubule binding; cytoskeletal adaptor activity; actin filament binding. Gene Ontology annotation, biological process: microtubule bundle formation; regulation of microtubule polymerization or depolymerization; protein localization to microtubule plus-end. Gene Ontology annotation, cellular component: actin filament; cytoplasm; stress fiber. The transcript has 6 exons. The record is from RefSeq and is a predicted model, not a curated record. Lineage: Eukaryota; Metazoa; Chordata; Mammalia; Pholidota; Manidae.
UUCCAGGGAGGCGGGGCGGAGACGGCGGGCUCCGAGGCCCGGGCCGCAGCUCGGGAUCGUGCGGCUCGGGCGGUACCUCCCUGCGGCGGCCCGCCGGCUCGGCCCUGCCGGGGCGAUGCUCCGCGAGGCUGCGGGAUGAGCCAGUGACACGGCUGGCCCGGGCAUGGCGGACCCAGUGGUGGGCAUCGCAGGCUCGGCAGCCAAGAGCGUGCGCCCCUUCCGCUCAAGCGAGGCCUACGUGGAGGCCAUGAAGGAGGACCUGGCCGAAUGGCUCAACGCCCUGUACGGCCUGGGUCUGCCAGGUGGUGGCGACAGCUUCCUGACAGGCCUGGCCACAGGCACCACCCUGUGCCAACAUGCCAACGCUGUCACUGAGGCUGCCCGAGCGUUAGCCGCCACCCGCCCGGCCCGUGGUGUGGCCUUCCAGGCACACAGCGUGGCGCCCGGCUCCUUCAUGGCCCGCGACAACGUGGCCACCUUCAUUGGCUGGUGCCGCACGGAGCUGGGUGUUCCCGAAGUGCUCAUGUUUGAGACUGAGGACUUGGUGCUGCGAAAGAAUGAGAAAAGCGUGGUGCUGUGCUUGCUGGAAGUGGCACGGCGCGGAGCCCGCCUCGGCCUGCUCGCCCCUCGCCUCGUGCAGUUCGAACAGGAGAUCGAGCAGGAGCUGCGCGCCGCGCCCCGGGCCGCCACCGCCCCCGCCGGUGAGGAGGACGCCACUGAAACCGCAGUUGCUCCUGGAGCCCCCGCCCGUGGGCCCCGCAUGACGCCUAGCGAUCUGCGCAACCUGGAUGAGCUGGUGAGGGAAAUCUUGGGCCACUGCACCUGCCCAGACCAGUUUCCCAUGAUCAAGGUCUCAGAGGGGAAGUACCGCGUGGGAGACUCCAGCCUGCUCAUCUUUGUGCGAGUGCUGAGGAGCCACGUGAUGGUGCGUGUGGGCGGCGGCUGGGACACGCUGGAGCGUUACCUGGACAAGCACGACCCCUGCCGCUGCCCGUCGUCUGCCCACCGCCCACCGCAGCCGAGGGCCUGCACCUUCUCCGCACAGAGGGUGUCACCCACCCCCAGCCCUCGCGCGGGCAGCCCAGUCCCGGGGGGUGAGCGCCGGGGCUCCCGGCCCGAGGUGACGGCCGCUGGCUCACGCAGCUCAAAGGAGGGGACUGAGGCCCCACUCAGGGCCCGAGACCAGCUGCCCCCCAAUCCCCGCUCCCGCCGCUACUCUGGGGACAGCGAUUCCUCGGCCUCCUCAGCCCAGAGCGGCCCCCUGGGUGCCCUCAGUGAGGACGCAGGCCCUGGCCCCCGGAGGGAGCGGCCCGGCCGGCGGCUGACCACGGGCACCCCUGCCUCCCCAAGGCGGCCCCCCGCCCCACGCAGCCAGUCCCGAGACCGGCUGGAUCGGGGACGGCCCCAUGGGGCCCCAGGAGGCAGGGGAGCCCAGCUGUCGGCCCCCAGCCGGCGGGCCCGCAGCCAGAACCGGGAGGAGCAGGUUGUGCUGCUUGUGCGUAGGGACCGAGAUGGGCAGCACUCGUGGGUGCCCCAGGGCAGGGGCGGCGGGGGCUCGGCCAGGAGCAGCCCCCAGACUCCCCGUGCCCGAAGCCCUGCAGCCCCCCGGCCUCCGCGGGUCUCCAGCCCCAGUCCAGAGGUGGGCACCACGCCAGCCAGCGUUUUCCGCACCCCGCUGCAGCUUGACCCGAAGCAGGAGCAGCAACUGAUCCGACGCCUAGAGGAGGAAUUUCUGGCCAAUGCCCGAGCCCUUGAGGCUGCUGCUAGUGGGACCCCCACUGGACCAGCCCCUGACCCGGCUCAGGCCCCAGACCCUCCAGCUCCUGAUUCAGCCUACUGUUCCUCCAGCUCCUCCUCUUCAUCCCUCAGUGUCCUGGGUGGCAAGUGUGGCCAACCUGGGGACUCGGGCAGGAUGGCCAAUGGGCUGGCCAGGCCUCGAGGCCCAGCCCUAUCUAGCUCUUCUGAUGAAGGCAGCCCCUGCCCUGGUGUGGGGGCCCCACCAGAUGUACCUGGGUGCCCCCUGGCUGGCCCAGAGCCCCCAAGGACCUGGGCACGUGGCCGGAUGGACUCGCAGCCGGACCGAAAACCCUCACGCAUCCCCACCCCACGGGGCCCUCGCCGCCCAUCUGGACCCACAGAGCCUGGAGCCUGGCACAGCCUGCACUCCGUCAGUCCAAGAGCUGAGCCUCAUUCCUGGAUGUGAUGGACCAGCCCAGAUGCCCCCAGGCCCCCAUUCCUUCUCCUCCUUUGUGGCCUUAACCCCUCUGCAUCAGGGAGCCCCCCAACCCCCUGCCUCUUGGGUACCAGACCUCAUGGGACCAGACCCCUUGGGACCACAUGGCACAAUGGGACCUCUGUUGUACAUUCCGGUUGGGGGAUGAGCAUUGCUAUUUAAUUACUAAUGUUAUUGACUGCCUUAGAGGAGGCUGGGCCAGCCCAGUGAGGACCGUUGCUGAGGUCCUGUGGCCCUGUUGAGCCUGACAAUAAAGUAUUGUUCCAGCCA